Messenger RNA from Camelina sativa (false flax), 1128 nucleotides. Lineage: Eukaryota; Viridiplantae; Streptophyta; Magnoliopsida; Brassicales; Brassicaceae. The record is from RefSeq and is a predicted model, not a curated record.
ACUAUCUCCUUCCUCCCCCACACUCAAAUUAUUGAGAGAAGUGAAAAACUGAGGAGAGGGGAAGACAAAAACAAUCUCACUUUGUCUCUUUUUCUCUCUCUCUCACUCAUAGAAAAAGAAAGUGGUAGAAAGAUGCCGAGACCAGGGCCAAGACCGUACGACUGUAUCAGAAGAGCUUGGCAUAGUGACAGACACCAACCCAUGAGGGGUUUGCUCAUCCAAGAGAUUUUCAGGAUUGUUUGUGAGAUUCACAGUCAAUCCACCAAGAAGAACACAGAAUGGCAAGAGAAGCUCCCUGUGGUUGUCUUGAGAGCUGAAGAAAUCAUGUAUUCCAAAGCCAAUUCUGAGGCUGAGUAUAUGGACCUGAAGACCCUUUUAGACCGUACAAACGAAGCCAUCAACACCAUCAUACGGCUUGAUGAGACCACCGAAACUGGGGAAUAUCUUCAGCCUUGUAUAGAAGCUGCAUUGCAUUUGGGGUGCACGCCAAGGAAAACUCCAAGGAGCCAACGGAACAUUAACCCGAGAUGUUAUCUUAGCCAAGACUCAACUAACUUGAACAACAUUUUGUCCCAAGUAUUCAUGAAACCGAACCAAUUUGUUCCAAAGAAUCUUGUUGCAGUAGCACAAGAGAAGCGGGUCGAGAAAUGUCAUGUUUCCAAGUACUCAGCCUACCCUUUAUGUUAUACAUUCCGGCAAAUCCCUGACUCGUGCAAGUCCAAGAACAGCAGACCAGCGAGUGUCAAAGAUGCAACAAGUGGCAUUACCUUUGGUGGGUGUGAAUGUGAUCUAUCUCUGCGCUUAGGUCCUAGUAAGCCUACUCAAAAACGAAGUAAGAUCAGCAACAACAACAGCUGAAAAGGAGGGCAAAGAUUGAGUUUUGUUUAGCGAGUCUUGUGUCGGAAGGAAUGUGUACGCUUUAGUUAGGUCGUUUAGUCUCCACUCUAGGUCCUAGGUGUUUGUAAGUUGUAACCAUGUAAAUAGAGAGAUGAAGUAAACAAAAACAGUCGAUGAAGUCUUCUUCUUCUUCUCCUUUCACCUACAUCAGUCUCGAAUCGCCAGACAGGCUUCAUGAUGUACUUUUUGUUGAAGCAUAAUCAAAUCUCGUAUCACAACAUAUUUGCAUAA